Drosophila melanogaster (fruit fly) is the source of this 628-nucleotide messenger RNA. RefSeq lists its product as uncharacterized. The coding region runs from base 162 to 545 and encodes 127 amino acids. The record is from RefSeq and is marked reviewed. NCBI's taxonomy places the organism in Eukaryota, Metazoa, Arthropoda, Insecta, Diptera, Drosophilidae. The transcript has 2 exons.
UCAAGUCCAAAUAGACCCUACAGUCAGAAAACUUAUAUAGUGCGGUGAGUGAGGUGAGUGAGAAAGUGAGGUUCGAUCUUAACAUAAAAAAAUAUUUUUCUGAUUUUAAACAAAAUAAGAUUCUUGACAACAAGGUGCUGUCACCAUCACCAACAAAAAAAAUGGAACCCUCGUUUUCCAAUACUAACAAAUCGGAACUUCAGAACCAACUACGAGUAGAGAGAGCUCUGCAAGAUAAAUAUUUAAAAGAAUUUUCUUCAAUGGCGGAUGAGCUAAAUCACUUAAUUGAUGGCACUACUCCCAGCCAUAUUGAGACUUAUGAAUAUUUGGACACUGUCGACACUGAAAGCGGUCGUUCUCUCGAAGAAGAGAAAAAGUUAACUAACUUUUUCUAUAAAUUGAAGAGCGAUCUACAGAAAUUAUAUAGAGAAAUCGUAGAGAACCCAAAAUAUUUAAACGAAAUCAGGGAUUCAACUAUUAUAAGGGACAAUAUAGAUUUACUGGAUGAAGUAGACGCUUUUGAAGGUUCGAUGAAUAUGCUUUGACGGACAGGUGGGAUUUGAAAAAUGUAAAAAAAUUCGGGUGUUACUUUAUUUUUUAUGGUUAAAAAAUAAUAAAAGAAACAGGU